Messenger RNA from Echinops telfairi (small Madagascar hedgehog), 3628 nucleotides. RefSeq names its product C-X-C motif chemokine ligand 12 (gene CXCL12). The transcript is spliced from 4 exons. Gene Ontology annotation, molecular function: CXCR chemokine receptor binding; chemokine activity. The coding region runs from base 1 to 264 and encodes 87 amino acids. The record is from RefSeq and is a predicted model, not a curated record. NCBI's taxonomy places the organism in Eukaryota, Metazoa, Chordata, Mammalia, Afrosoricida, Tenrecidae. Gene Ontology annotation, biological process: defense response; positive regulation of cell migration; axon guidance. Gene Ontology annotation, cellular component: external side of plasma membrane; extracellular region.
AUGGCUACCCGCUUGUGCUCUGCCACACUGGGAUCUGACUCAGGGAAACCUGUCAGCCUGAGCUACAGAUGCCCAUGCCGUUUCUUUGAGAGUCACGUUGCCAGAGCCAAUGUCAAGCAUCUCAAAAUUCUCAACACUCCAAACUGUGCCCUUCAGAUUGUGGCAAGGUUGAAGAACAACAAUAGACAAGUUUGCAUUGAUCCAAAGUUAAAAUGGAUUCAAGAAUACCUGGAGAAAGCUUUAAACAAGAGGUUCAAGAUGUGAGAGGUGCAGGUUGAGUAAGACGCCUGCGGAAACUUUACAGUGGGAGCCCAGGUCUGAAAACCAGUAUUAGGAAAAACCAGUUCAGCGGCUUUCCCUUACUGCCCAAUUCAAGAUUAUCUGCAUAUGCAAGGGCUUCAUUUUGCACAAUUUGCCUUACUUUCACAUUUGAUUAUGUAGCCAAAAUAUAUGGUUUUAUUUUUUAUUUAGUAUGAUUAUUAUAUGUCAUUGGUGACAGAUAGAUACUUAGAAUAAGGCUAAGUUUUACUUGCCUUAUUAUAAUAUUUCCUCCAUGAAGCCCCUAGUCUGACCAGGGCUUUUUGAGUUUUAUAUCUCUGUGUAUGGGCUAUACCCAGCUGAAAGAUCAGCCUACUGGGAGCCUUUCCAAUAUUUGUCACACCUUAGAAUGGAGAGACACCCAUCAGCUGGGUAAACCUUAGUGAAAGCUGCCUUGUGCUGCAUGGAAUAGUGGGAGGUGAGAAUCUAGCAGGUGAUACUUGAAGCUCUUCCCUUUCUCCAAAUGAAAGCUGAGGUCUGACAGAGCGUUCUUGAGUUGAGACAGGAGUGGGAGGCCAGGGACAGGGUAAGAAGCGCCCUCACUGUCAUCUGCAGCCCAUCAUCUUCUUCUCAUCAUUCUCUCUCUCUCACCCAUCAUCAUGUGUCUUCAAGACUAGCUGCAUGGCCCUGGAAAAGGACUCUCCCACGACCUGGGUUUUCAUUUACAUUGAGCACCAAGAAGCAAAUCAAAAUGUCUUGUCUUACAGAAAACACUGUACAUCUAUGUUUGUUUGGAAUAUUGUUCAUUGUCCAAUCCUGUGUUUUUGUUUGAAACCCAAGUUCCAUCCCUGACCUCUGUCUUGGGGCGGUGUUGUUGAAUGUUCUUUAUAUGCAAAGGCUGGGAGUCAGGAGAUGCCCUGAGGGCCUUUUCCCUGUAGUCUGAAUUAAGGCUAUAAUUGUUUGAGAUUGAACUGCUUUGGUGUCCCCACUGAUUAAAAACCACCUGGAUCAACAGAGUUUAAGAGUAUUUGGUUGACCUUUGAGGCUGCUGACCCUUAAUGCUCACAUAGUUGUUGAUGUUUUAAAACUAGAGAAAUUUGUCUCCUUUGCUCCAUGCCCAGCAAUAUUUUGGGAAUAAAAAGAAUUCUUAAUUAAAUUAUUUGGCAUAUAUCGCAUAAAAGACUCAGUCUUGGUUCUUAAACAGCUAUUUCCAAUGAAAAUAGAACCUCAUUUUUCAUUAUAUGUAAAUUCCAUAUUUAAUCCUCUAAAAGCUCUCUGGACUUACUGGGAUGCCAUGUCAGCUACGUCUAGGAGGACUGUCUGUCAUGUCCAUAGGGCAUUCCUCUAAGAAAAUGAUUCAAGAAAUUCAUUUGAAAGUCUUAAAUUUAGAGUUUUUUUUGUUUUUGUUUUGAGUGAGGGCAGUUUAUAGAGUUGCAUUAAAUCUUUAAUUUUUAAAGAAGUUAAAAUAUAGGCACUUCAGAAUUUAAAUUUUUGAUUUGGUUUUUAAUUUGAUAUCACUGAUAUGGUACUCCUUUUAAAAAAUGAUAAAAUUUUAAAAGUCAGGGAAGUGGGCAAAGCAAGGAAAUUUAUCAGCUGACAGCACACUACAUGUAGAAAAUAAGUUAUAGUGAAAUAAUUUUGACUUGUAUGUCUUUUUAAGGUUCUUAUGGAGCCCUGAGGAAACAGUGGUUAAUUAAUGUGCUUGGCUGCUGCCCUAAAAGUCUGUGAUUCCAACCCACAAGGAGCUCAUAGCCAGGAAGCUGCCUCAGUCUGCUUCAAUGAAUGUUUUCAGCUUUGGAACCCCUGUGGGGCAGUUCUACUCUAUCCUACAGGGUUGCUAUGAGUUGACUGGCCAGUAGUAAAAUUUUGGGUUUGGUGAGGUUAUUAGCUAGCAUGGAUUAGAUUUCCAUAUAAGUGUUACUUUUAAUUGAAUCAUCAUGAUAGAAAUUAAAUCCAUCAACAAAAAUGUAUGGCCUUAAAUCAACGGUUACAUUGAAAAUAUGGAGUAAAAAAAGCCUUUAUUCAUUCUAAGAGGGACAGGGCUGAUUUCAAGACCCUAUUUUGAAAUGGCCUGGUCACUACUGUGCUCUUGAAUUGUAUAUGAGAUGAUUGAAUUUGCAGUCAAAGGUCAUUUUCUAGGUAAUCCAAGAUUUUAAAAAAUCCAUCAUAGGGUAUCUUUCCUUGAAAUCUACUUACCAAGACUCAGUACCACUAAAGUUUUUGCUCUGAGGAAACAAACAAAAUACAUAAAUAACACCAGAUGCCAUACAGUUCAUUCUGAUUUAUGGGGGCCCCUUAGGUAGGUAGCAUGACCAUAAAUCUUGAGAGCCUUUAACAAUCAAUUCUAUUUCUCCUUCUUGUGGAGGCUAAGAAUAGAAACUGCUGGGAAAAUGAUUUGUAAAACAAUUCUACUGAAAGCUGGCUCCGUAAUGGAGACCAUCCUACUAAAGUAAAUUUGCAUUUCAAUACACAUUUGCAAAGGAAAAGGUGCUCCUAAUCUCCCUUUGGCUUUAAAAUACUAGUCAAGUGCAACUGUGAAUGUUGACUUGGUAUAGUCAGGCUUUCCUUUGUGGUCCCUUUGUUGCCUCAGGCUCUAAUCACCUCCAGGGUGCUCCUCAACUGCCAGCCUUUGCAUAUGUGGUAGGACUGGGACUGGGGCUCAAAGACAUGCUGUGUGUGAAAUCUGAAUCUGUACCAUGUCUUGUUUGCACUGUUGUCUGUCUCCCUUAACUAGCUGCUGAGACACCAGCAAGGAGGCUUCCAGAGGAGCCCUCUGCUGACCAGUUCAUUAGAGGUCACUUCCAAUGAAUAGAGACGUGAGCCCUGACCAGUGGGUCUGAAUAGCAAAAAGUUAACAGUUUUCAAAUGUAAAAUCCAGACAGCCUUCUAAGCCUCAUUAUCUAUUCUGAUUUGACCCUUGCAUGGUGUCAAUUUCUGACCACAGUAACUGGGUGUUACUUAACUGAGUAUGCACCCUUUAUGCACCUACACUUAUUGUUUCUGAGGGAGCCUUGGGCCUGGGAAAUGCUCCCUAGGAACCUCCAAAUUUAAGCAGACCACUGGCAGAGUUAGAUGAUAAAGCCACAUAGAGCACUUAUUAUCCUGUGACCUUGCUGGACUCUCAGUCUUUGUGUAGUGAUGGGUUCAGUGUUAAAUGUGAUAAACACUGUGUUUUGUAUUGCUUAAAAUGCAUCUCCCAGAUAAUGUGAAAUGGUCCAGGAGAAGGCAGCUUCCAAUAUACAGUGCUUUUUUCCCCCUCUUUUUAAGAAAAUAGUAAUAACUUUUGAGAACAACUUUUACUAUGAAGUCAUAUCACUUAAAUAUGUAUAUGCACUUAUAAGUUUCAUAAUAAAUAUUUGUAUUCAAAUAA